UUUAAUUGUUUUUUCAAGUUGCAGUCCAGCUGGAGAGUAGUUCUAAAGUAGUGAUUACGGCUGUUGUCUUGAGUGAGUUAUGUCAUGUUAUACUCUUCUAUGCACCUGAGCUGAACCAGUGGGGACAUCUUUUAUGCUGUUUUUUUCUGCUCCGAUUUACAAUCUCCUCCAGUGACAAAUCUGCCAGAUCUGAAGCACACAGAAAAUGGUACCUCAUGCAAAGAUGUCAAAUGUGCUGCCAUUUGUCUUGCUCUUCCCAAUUCCAGUGCUGCUAUCAGGAACUUGGUUUCCCAAAAGUUUACCCUGUGAUGUUAAUACCUUUGAAGGUACUGUGACAGUGGACUGCACCAAUCGGCGUCUCCUGGAAGUCCCCAGAGGGAUCCCUGCAAAUGCUACCAACCUUACCUUAAGUAUUAACCACAUCCCCCAUGUCAAUCCAGCAUCCUUUGCCCAUCUUGUAAACCUCGUGGAGAUUGAUUUCAGAUGCAACUGUGUGCCUAUCAGAAUGGGGCCCAAAGACCAUGAGUGCACCACACAGCCAAAGAUUGAGAAUGACAGUUUUGCUGCCCUUACCAGACUGAAGUCAUUGUAUUUGGAUGCAAACCAACUGUGGGAAAUACCCUGGGGUCUUCCUACUAGUUUAAGUCUGCUGAGCCUGGAAGCAAACCAUAUCUUUUCUAUCCAAAAAGCCAACUUGUCACAGCUAGGAAACAUAGAAGUAUUGUAUCUGGGACAAAACUGUUACUAUCGUAAUCCAUGCAAUGUUUCAUUUGAAAUUGAAAAAACAGCCUUUCUGGAGCUGAAAAAAUUAACAAUAUUAUCCCUGAAGUCUAACAACUUAACUCAUAUUCCACACAAUUUGACAUCUACAUUAAAGGAAUUAUAUAUUUACAAUAACAAGAUUCAAGUGAUUCAAGAACAUGACUUGAGUACCCUUCACAACCUAGAAAUUCUUGAUUUAAGUGGUAACUGCCCACGCUGCUAUAAUGCCCCAUAUCCUUGUAUUCCCUGCCCCAAGAGCACAAUUGAGAUACAUUCAAAGGCUUUUUAUUCCUUGAAAAAUUUAAGAAUUUUGCGACUUCACAGUAACUCUAUUCGGAGCAUACCCAGCAGCUGGUUUAAAAACUUAAGGAAUCUCAAACAGCUUGACCUCUCCCAAAAUUUCCUCAUGAAGGAGAUUGGAGAUGCUCAGUUUCUGAAGUUUAUCCCCAGCCUUGUAGAGCUUGACUUGUCCUUUAAUUUUGAACUGAAGAUGUAUUCUCCAAUCUUGAAUUUGUCUAAGUCUUUUUCUUCCCUCUCUAACCUGGAAACUCUGAGGCUCAGGGGUUAUGUCUUCAAAGAACUGAGAGAACGAAAUCUACAUCCAUUGCUCAGUCUUAGAAAUCUAACAGUUUUGGAUCUUGGGACUAAUUUUAUUAAAGUUGUUGACCUGAGUGUGUUCAAAAAAUUCCCAUCUCUUAAACUCAUAGACCUCUCAGUGAAUAAAAUUUCUCCUUCUUCAGGGGAAAGCAACUUCUAUGGAUUUUGCUCUAAUCCUGGGAUUUCAGUAGAGCAAUACAACAGGCAAGUAUUAGAGGAAAUGCAUUAUUUCAAGUAUGAUGAGUAUGGGCGAAGUUGCAGGUCCAAAGACAAAGAGGCUGCUUCCUACGAAUCUUCAGUCAAAAAAGACUGCCUGGAAUAUGGAGAAACUCUGGAUUUAAGCAGAAACAACAUAUUUUUUAUUAACCCCUCAGACUUCCGGGGACUUAGUUACCUCAGAUGCCUCAACUUGUCAGGUAAUGCAAUAAGUCAGACUUUAAAUGGAAGUGAAUUCUCCUACUUGUCUGGAUUAAAAUACCUGGAUUUUUCUAACAACAGGAUUGACUUGCUGUACUCAACUGCUUUUAAUGAGUUAAAACUUCUAGAAAUUCUAGACCUAAGCAAUAACAAACAUUAUUUUCUGGCAGAAGGUGUCACUCACAUGCUUAGUUUUAUGAAAAACUUGGCCCAUCUGAAGAAGCUGAUGAUGAAUGAGAAUGAAAUUUCUACCUCUACUAACACAGGAAUGGAAAGUCAAUCUCUUCAAAUACUAGAAUUCAGAGGAAAUCGUUUAGAUGUUCUAUGGAUGGAUGGGAAUGCUAGAUACUUGUCAUUCUUCAAAAACCUGACUUGCCUGGAAGAACUGGAUAUUUCUUUCAACUCUCUUAGUUUUUUGCCUUCUGGUGUUUUUGAAGCUAUGCCUCCAGAACUCAGAGUCCUCAACUUAACUAAUAACCGGAUGAAGAGUUUCAAAUGGGAAAACCUGCACCAUCUAAAAAAACUAGAAACUCUGGACCUCAGUAAUAACCUUCUGGCUACUGUUCCCCAAGAACUGUCCAAUUACUCUUCAACAAUCCAAAACCUGAUUCUUCGAAACAAUCACAUUCAACGGCUGAGCAAACAUUUUCUCAGAGGUGCUUUUAAAUUGAAAUACUUGGACCUCAGCUCAAACAAGAUCCAAAUAAUUAAGAAAUCUAGCUUCCCUGAAAAUGUCAUUAACAACCUGAAGGUGCUGCUGUUGCAUGGCAAUCCUUUCAAGUGUAACUGUGAUGCUGUGUGGUUUGUUUGGUGGAUCAAUCAGACUCAUGUGACUAUUCCUCUUCUGGCCACAGAUGUGACCUGUGCUGGCCCAGGAGCACAUAAAGGAAUGAGCGUGGUUUUCUUGGAUCUGUACACCUGUGAGCUGGACACCUCAUAUUUGAUCCUGUAUGCUCUGUCAGCUUCAACCGUCCUAGGCCUUAUGGUGUUCACAGUGAUGAGCCAUCUCUAUUUCUGGGAUGUGUGGUAUAGUUAUCAUUACUGCACUGCCAAGUGGAAGGGCUAUCAGCAUUUACCUUCACCAGAUGCUUGCUAUGAUGCCUUUAUUGCCUAUGACAAUGAAGAUCCAGCUGUGAAUGAAUGGGUGAUGGAAGAACUGGUUGAAAGGCUGGAAGAUCAAAGAACCAGACAGUUCAACUUAUGCCUAGAAGGAAGGGACUGGCUCCCAGGACAGCCAGUCUUUGACAACCUUUCCCAGAGCAUUCAGCUGAGCAAAAAGACCAUAUUUGUACUGACCAACAAGUAUAUUAAAAGCGGCAACUUCAAGACAACAUUUUACAUGGCCCACCAGCGGCUUCUAGAUGAAAAAAUAGAUGUCAUUAUCUUGAUAUUUCUUGAGAAGGUUCUGCAGAAGUCCCGGUAUGUUCAGCUGAGGAAGAGGCUGUGCAGAAGUUCUGUCCUGGAAUGGCCAACUAACCCUAGAUCUCAGCCCUACUUCUGGCAGUGCCUGAAAAAUGCAAUAGCUAUGAACAAUACCCUGGCUUACAACAAGCUUCUCCAGGAAACUGUUUAGCUCUGCCCUUCCCUGUAAAUAUUGUUAUGAUGCAUGAUGUGAAAAAUAUCCUGAACUUCAUUUGGAGAAGCCAUCAAAGUGUAGAGGAUAAAUGUUAAUUGAUAUUGUACCCAAAAA
This is a messenger RNA of Melopsittacus undulatus (budgerigar), 3466 nucleotides long. Its product is annotated as toll-like receptor 7. Gene Ontology annotation, biological process: toll-like receptor signaling pathway; canonical NF-kappaB signal transduction; defense response to virus. Lineage: Eukaryota; Metazoa; Chordata; Aves; Psittaciformes; Psittaculidae. Gene Ontology annotation, cellular component: plasma membrane. The coding region runs from base 206 to 3349 and encodes 1047 amino acids. Gene Ontology annotation, molecular function: pattern recognition receptor activity; protein binding. The transcript is spliced from 2 exons. The record is from RefSeq and is a predicted model, not a curated record.